UUGAUUUUGCAAUUUAUAUGAAUAAUGUAUAUAUUUUUUACUGAAAAGAAAAGAUAAAAAUUAAAUAUUAUUUCUUUUUUUAAAGAAUGUAAAAGUUACGAUUAAUCUAAUUAUUUUUGAACAACGAUACGUUGAUUUCAUAAACUUUGUAUGACGUUCGUCUUCGUCAUCAUCCAAAAAUAUCAAGACUUGUCGUGUAAAAAUCGAUUGAUGUGUAUUGUAAAAAAUUAAGCUAUUUAAUUCAAUUUAAAAUUGUGUAUAUUACAAUUAUUAUAAUGGAUAAAACAAUAUCGAUAGCCGAUGGAUGGGAAUUACCACCUCUUCGUAGUUUAUAUGAUUUUCUUUUGGAAUCCUCACGUUUUCAACUCCCUAAUUUUAGAGAUUUAGAAAAAUGGGGCAAUAGAGUAGCAAAUAAUCUUGUAUAUUAUCAAACGAAUUAUCUUUAUAUGUGUAUUGCUAUUAUAUUAGUUGUAGCAUCAGUGCAUCCAGUGAAAAUGAUUGUUGGUAUAACAGCAGCGAUGGCAAUAUGGGGUGAAUGUAUUUAUUUAUUUAGUGAAAAAGAAUCAUUGCUUAAAUUUAAACGAACAUAUCCCCAAGUUGGAGUAAUUCUUACUAUUAUUUGUGGCUCUUUUGUUAUUUAUACUAUAAAUUCAGUUCUUUUUGUAUUAUUUGGCAUUUUAUUGUCAUUUUGUGUGAUUUUUAUACAUGCAUCUUUGAGAUUAAGAAACGUGAAGAACAAACUUGCUAACAAAAUAGAGGGUAUGGGAUUGAAACGUACACCAAUGGGAGUUAUCUUAAAUUAUUUUGGUAUGAAAGAAGAAUUCUUUACAUAAAUUGGUAUUGAUUCAAUUGUUAAUGAAAGAACAUACGAGUGGUAUAACCUUGCGCACACAAAAAACCUGUAAUCAAUCGCUUCACUAAUAAUCAGCUUCAUACAACAAAUUGUAACAACGUUUGGCAGUGAAUAUGUGUCAUUAACAGUCGGAUGCUGCUAAAGUCACAGAAAAAUAUUUGUGGAUAAUUAGGUGAGAGUUACAUAUAUAAAAAAUUUCACAUAGUUAUAAAGAACAGAAUUACAUUUUGAAUUUACUCACACAAAAAUUCUUUCUUAUCAUUAAUAUCUAUAUUAUAAAAUAAUAAUCAUAUGUAAGUAUAGCUGCAACAAAUAGAUAUGAAUUAUGUAAAUUACUAAAAUAGGUUGUCUAUUUGUAAAUCAUAUGAAUAUAACUGACAUAUAUUGUACUGAAAAUAUACAUGUAAUAUAAAAUAAUAUAAAUAAAUAAUUUUAUGUAAU
Molecule: messenger RNA, 1294 nt
Organism: Apis laboriosa (Himalayan honeybee)
Lineage: Eukaryota; Metazoa; Arthropoda; Insecta; Hymenoptera; Apidae
Gene: Jwa
Product: PRA1 family protein 3
Exons: 4
Coding region: 276-833 (185 amino acids)
Cellular component (GO): membrane
Source: RefSeq, a predicted model, not a curated record